Messenger RNA from Phialemonium atrogriseum, 2324 nucleotides. RefSeq lists its product as uncharacterized. The transcript is spliced from 2 exons. Lineage: Eukaryota; Fungi; Ascomycota; Sordariomycetes; Cephalothecales; Cephalothecaceae. The coding region runs from base 234 to 1940 and encodes 568 amino acids. The record is from RefSeq and is a predicted model, not a curated record.
CCUCAACACAACCCUGAUCCCAAAUAGAAACACAACAACAAAUUCUUAUUCUCUGAUACAUUCAACAAAAUUCGAUCCAAGACGCCAUUGCAAGUGCAAUUGCCUUAUCACUCAGGAUUAGCACCAAUCUUAUUGCCCCGGAUUCAACUUUCCCGGGAAUCUACCAUCGUGUGUAUCUUCAAAGACUACCUCUAGACCGGCAGGUUCAGUACAAUAUCUGCUGGAAACCUGACAUGAGUGUCAACCCCCCCAGCAGAGGAACCACGUCGGUUUCGACAACAAUGGCACUCCCCCAAGAGGUUUGGUGGAUUGUCUCUCAGCAAUUCAAAGACCGACGUGAUUUUGGGAGCUUGUACAAGUGCGCCCUUGUCAACCGCUCAUUCGCCAAUAUCACGUUGCCUCUCCUCUACAGUAUCCAUGACUUAUCCCCUGCAAGCACGGGCGAUACCGCCGUGGUUGAGACGGAGAAAUGGGCCUGUCUCUGGCGGUCAAUCGUCAUGUCUAGUGUUGGAAAGACGGUCUACCCCUACUGCCUCUGGAUAAAGGCUCUGAACCUCGGCAAUUUCUACUCUCUGCUGGAGGAUCUGGCCAGAGACAGGGUCCGGGUCGGGAGAAUUGUGCUCAACUACAAGCAAAUUAGGGACUGGUUCUUCAGCUACCCCUUGGGUGCCUUCUUACAUGCAAACAAAUCCAAGAAGCCCGUCUUGGAUAUCGAGAAAAUCGUCCUCGAUGUUGGCAAUAAGGUGACCUCUUUCAUCAAGCAGGCUGCCGAAGACGAGGACAAGACUGUCAUGCUCUCCAGCCUUGAGGGAUACCACCUUCCUUCCCCAUACUUGUCGAGUUUGGUCUCAAGGCUGUCACUUUUGUCAAGCCUAAGGGUCCGGGAUGGAUCUGUUCUCACCGCCGAGGUAUCACAGGCAAUCCGAAACAACUGUCCCUUCUUCAAGGAGGUUGUGUGCCAUUACUGCGUCGGAACCGAUGUGGACGAAGAGCUUGCGGGCUUUAUUCGUGGACUGCCCCCGAACAGCCUCGAAUCCUUCACCAUCAUGAGCACCAAUGCUGUCCAUAAUCAGACCUUCCAGGCACUGAGUGGCCACUCUGUAUCUCUCAGGAGCCUCGUGAUCUCCUUGGACCAGCCCGGUCUCGCCGCUCUGCAUCUUCUCAGCGAGUGCAAGAACCUCGAGUCCGUCACCAUCGAGGCUAGCCGACUCGCACAAAUACUCGAUUGGGAGAGAGAGUUGAAACAGGAGUUCCAGGAAGUAGUUUCCUGGUUAUCAGGGUGCCUUUCGCUUACCAACCUCGAACUCCUACUCGUCCCGAGCGCCACGUCCAUUCUCGACCCCAUUUUCAAGGUCCCCCAGAUUCGGCUGACAUCACUUGAUGUCAAGCUCCUGGAUGCCAAUGAUGAAUUCUUCGCGUCGCUUGGCCAGCAGACCGAUCUCGAGUCCCUCGUUGUGCAGACAGUCGAGGGCCUGCUAGAUAUCGGCACCGAACGGCACCAGCAAUUCACGAACUCCAUAUGCAACUGCACCAAGCUCCGAAAGCUGGACCUGAUGAGCGAGCUGCUGACCAUGGAAGACAUCGUGAGAAUCGCGCAAUCCCUGCCCCAGCUGGAAGACUUCAGCUUCGACGGCGAAAUAGGCAACGACUCCCUCCUACCCAUCGCGGGGAUGCACCGCCUAAAGACUUUGAACGUCAACGCGGUCUCGCACUUCACCUUCGAGGGCAUCCUGCGCUUCAUCGCCGACUUGCAGCUCGACCCGCGCGCCAGCCACGACGGCCUCCGCAUCUACAUUAUGAGGCAGUUCGGGGAGCAUAAGAUCUCCAACGAGGAGGAGCGGAUAUUGGCGGACGAGGUGGCGAGGAGCUUCGAGGGGAGAUUCGAGAUCACUUACGAGGCGGAUCCCGACGAGCUGCACGAGUCCGACUUUUCGGACUGAGCAAAUCCCUCGGCAUUUGCAGAGUAAGGAAAAAAGAGAUCUUAAAUCAGUUCCGCCCCAACACCCCUACAUCCCCCGCCGCCGCCCCGCCGACAACCGGCGCAGAGGCGGGCGACCCUGAUGACAACGAUGUUGUCGCGGCAUGGCCCGCAGCGGUCGGGCAGGUCGAAGGGCAGGGCGGAUGCGCGGGCGGCCCCUUCCCAUUCGGCUGGGUCGUAGGUGCGGCGCAGCUGGGCGAGGAGGAGCGGGCACGACUCAUCGCCUGGCAGGGCCCAGAUGGUGGCUGGGGGGUGGUUGCAGAGGGGCAGGGGAAGGAUGUAUUGGCACAUGUUUAUUCUCUCGUCUUUCCGGGGGGUGGUGUGGGCAUGGUGGUUGCGGUUGUGG